Trypanosoma grayi is the source of this 360-nucleotide messenger RNA. RefSeq lists its product as hypothetical. The record is from RefSeq and is a predicted model, not a curated record. Bases 1 to 360 code for a protein of 119 amino acids. The transcript has a single exon. NCBI's taxonomy places the organism in Eukaryota, Euglenozoa, Kinetoplastea, Trypanosomatida, Trypanosomatidae.
AUGUNUUUAUUCCAUUGCCACAGCGUUUUGCGACGCAGACGCGGAACAGUAGCAGCCGCACGACUACAUGAAGAAAGGUUGAUGUUGCAGCAAGCGGGCGUGGGCACGUUAUCCCUUCAUAAGAUCCGCGGCAGGCUCAAUACCGAGGCUUGUCGGCGUUUUGAGAUGGUAUGGGGGAUCUUGCGUAACCCACCAACGGCGCCCCAGCAGGCCCAUGAGCCCAAUUUGCGCAUCUCAGGGCGGGGCGCGCAGCUCAUGAAAAAGGAUGGCAUUAUCAGUAUGGCUUCGGCAGAUGUCAUUCCAGGACGGGUGGUGCUGUUAUCAGUAGUAGAAGGCAAACUAAUAUGUCAGAAGCGGUGA